Molecule: messenger RNA, 7489 nt
Organism: Strongylocentrotus purpuratus (purple sea urchin)
Lineage: Eukaryota; Metazoa; Echinodermata; Echinoidea; Camarodonta; Strongylocentrotidae
Product: sushi, von Willebrand factor type A, EGF and pentraxin domain-containing protein 1-like
Exons: 33
Coding region: 54-6209 (2051 amino acids)
Biological process (GO): cell adhesion
Cellular component (GO): membrane
Source: RefSeq, a predicted model, not a curated record
CGGGAAGAACCGGAAUCAGCAGCUGUUUGUUGUGUCUGUUCUUCAUCCUCAUGAUGACAGGAAGCUCUGAUGCUUGGAGAAGAAGAAGACGAAGACGGGCUCCCCCGCCACCUCCCCCCGACACAACUGCACCAACGUUCACUUAUUGUCCAAAUGCGAUUGGUAAUCAGUACACCACCACGACGUCGAUGACGGUCCCGUGGAGAACCCCGACUGCAACCGACGAUAGAGGCUCAGCUACUGUAUCUAUAACGUCUGGUUCGGGUCCUGGUUCGACUUUCGCAGCGGGUUCUCGUUCUACAAUAUACACUGCCCGAGACAGCGCCGGGAAUCAAGCAACUUGUACCGUAUCCUUUACGGUCAUUGUCAUUAGAUGCUCUUCAUUGAGUCGCCCUGCCCACGGUUCUGUAUCUUGUUCAAACUCUGCUAAUGUUGGUUCCCGCUGUACUUACUCUUGCUCGACGGGAUACCGGACAUCAGGGGGAUCUGUGACAAGAGUUUGUAUAAGGUCUGGGAAUUCCGGUACUUGGAGUGGAUCUGUCGCUGCGUGUGUCCGUAUAUCAUGUCUUGGCCCCCUCUCCAGUCCGUCCAAUGGCCAAAUCAGUUGCUCUGACAGCAGUAACUACAACAGUCUCUGCAGCGUAUCCUGCAACGAGGGAUACACUCUUCAUGGCAGCUCUUCACGUUCAUGUGGAGUAUCAGGAAUUUGGUCAGGCUCCAACCCUUCCUGUGCAGAUACCACUGCACCUGUCUUCACUAGAUGCCCCCCAUCCCAGACUGUCUAUGCCCCCUCACUGUCCUCAAGUGCAACGAUCAGUUGGUCAGCACCAACUGUAUCCGAUAACUCGGGAGAAUCCAUCACCCCCCGUCUUGACCGUGGGUCAACUGCACCAGGAACUUCUCGUCCAGCAGGCACCCAUGCUGUAGCUUAUGUUGCUGUGGAUAGCUCAGGAAAUGAAGCCUCCUGUCGAUUCUCUGUCACUGUUGCAGUUAUCCGCUGCAGCAGUCUCUCUGCUUCUGCUCCACUCCAAGUGGCCUGUCCAAACGGUGCAAUAAGAGGCUCUGUCUGUACGUACGGCUGUGGUGUCGGAUACAGGCUCCGGGGUCAAAGGUCAACGGAAUGCCAGAAGAGUGGUUCAGCCGGUUCAUGGAGUCAGCCACCGCCAACCUGUCAGAUCCUGCAGUGUCCAAGCAUGGUUGCUCCUAGCCAUGGCAGAAUCAUAGGAGCUUGCUCAAGGAACUACGGCUCCAGGUGUAACUUUGCAUGUGACACAGGCUAUGAGAUAAGCAACAGUGCUCAGCAGUGCAGUGCCCAAGCAGGAAGUACUGAUGCCAUCUGGGUAGGGUCGACGCCCACAUGCACAAGAAUCUAUUGCAGGAAGCCUAGCCUCACCACGGCUCUUCAGAUCACCACCACCCAGGCCUGCCCCUAUGGAAACCAGGUACCAUCUGGCAAUCAGUGUCACUUCUCCUGCAGCGCUGGGUACUACCUCACUGGGUAUGCUGCCCUCACAUGUCAGCAUGAUCGAACCUGGAAUCGAGCCACACCGACGUGUCGCUUAAUAACCUGUUCAGGGAGUGACCUUCCUGCCCCAGUCAAUGGAGAGAAGCGUGGAUGUUCCUCUUCCCGUGAGAACUACGGCGCGGUCUGCACCUUGGCGUGCAAUGUGGGGUACCUACCAGCCACGCCUAUUCAGAGGACCUGCUCCGACGAUGGUAACGGUGAUGGGAGCGGAGUCUGGGCAGGACCUGAUCUGACUUGUACAAUUGUGACCUGCCCCGUGCCUGCCACACCCAGCAACGGCCGAGUGACUGGAUGCCUUUACGGAGGAUCACCACAGGGGAUAGAUGGGAGGCAGAAGUACAGCACGGCCUGUAGUAUGGUAUGCUCUCAAGGAUUCACCAAGACUGGAGGGUCAGCAAGGAGGGUGUGUCAGGCAACCGGACAGUGGGAUGGUCAGCAGAUUGUUUGUGAAGAUACCACUCUUCCUGUCUUUGUGUGUCCAUCCAACAAGCGACUGUUUGCAGGAGAGGACAGCACUUCUGCCCCUGUGCCAUGGAGUGACUGGGAACCAGUUAUGGGUACUGACCGAGGCUCCCCUCUGCAAGCUACUAUGUACACAGUAGACUCAGUAGAAGUGGGCGCUGCCAAACCAACCUCCCUACUGGAAGGCACUCACAGGGUUGCGUACCGGGGCACAGACCUUGCAGGACAAUCGACCACAUGCUCCUUUGAAAUUGAAGUAAAAGUAUCCCGUUGCGCACCCAUCCACAUCCCUGAGCACGGUUCAGUAUCCCUCGUCUCUGGGACAGGCCGUUGUGAAGAAGGGCCUGUCUUUGGGGCAGACUGCCGCGUGGCAUGUGAGGCGGGCUACCGACUGUCGUCAGAUACCGAUCAUGCCGACAGAGUUUGCCAACGGCUCACCGACACAUCGCAAUCUGGCUUCUGGACAGGGCAAAACGAGAUAUGCAAUGUGAAGAAUUGCACCGUUCCAACUGUCACCAAUGGUCUCGCCGAAGACUGCUCAAGGCCCAAAGUCUCUUAUCGAACAAUAUGCCACUUUCACUGUCGACCAGGGUUUAUGGCGCCCUCUACUGUUGAGACUGUGAGUCGGACAUGUCGGGCAGACGAGGCUUGGAGCGGACAAGAUCUUCAGUGCACAGUUACCAAGACCUGUCCUGCCUCAUUUGAUGUGGCCCAUGGGGGUGUCGACCCACCCGAGUGUGAGUCAGCAGAUGCUGUACGGUUCAGUACUAGGUGUGAGUUCUCCUGUGAUGAGGGUUACCAGAUACAGGGUCCCACUGCUCUUGCCUGCAGCACGGAGGGAGAGUGGAACCAUGAGGUGGUUCCACAUUGCAAAGAUAUCCAGCCGCCAUCCUUCAGUGGACCUUGCCCUCAUCAGGUUACUGUAGCUGCAGAACCAGGAACUUUAGAGGCCCACGUACAUUUUGAGGAACCUGUUCCUACUGAUAAUUCUGGCCAUGUGAAUCUCACCAGCCUUGCUCCAACUCAUGUCCCAGGGAGCAUCUUCCAGGAAGGUGAUACUAACAUUGGUUAUCUAGCAACAGACUCCAGUGGGUUAGCUUCCAGAUGUGAUGUAGUGAUAACUGUACAAGUGUACAGAUGCCCUCCUGAGCAACCUCCCCUCCAUGGGAAGGUAGAAGGAUGCCCUGAUCCCUUCCAUGGGAGCCAAUGUCAAUACUCCUGCGACGUAGGUUAUGACUUGAUUGGCGAAGAUACUUUGUCAUGUGACUUGUCACCUGACACCACCCCUGUAUGGAGUCAUGACAGGCCAGUUUGUCAGAUUCGGACAUGUCCGGCACUGGUCAUUCAAGCUCCAGCCACACUGACAGGGUGUGGUCAGUCGGAGAAUGUCCCUUAUGGGUCAAUCUGUAUCUUCCACUGUCCAUUUGGUUAUGAGGGUGUAGGAGAGAGUGAUAAGAGAUGUCAGGCAGAUAGGACCUGGAGUACCACAGAUUUCACCUGCAGUCGUAAAUCCUGUCCAGCACUAGUGGAGACGGCCUGGAUUUCCAUUCGACCAGAGUCCUGUCUGUCUAACCCACGCUUUGAGGAUACAUGUAACCUUGCAUGUAGGACUACAGGAUACGAGAUCAGCCCUUCCAGUCUAAGCGAGACUACGUGUUCUGGGAACCAGACUUGGACUCAAGAUGUAGGCCAGGCCCAGUGUGUAGAUAUUGAAGCCCCAACCUUUGAUGAAUGCCCCGCAGACAUCGUAGCAUACACAGAGAGGGGCUUGAACCAGACUCAUGUCCAGUGGUUGGUCCAAUCAUCAGAUAACUGUGGCAGUGACCCUCGUGUGACCUGUGACCUCAAUGCAGGGGUCAUAACCUCUGGCACCUAUACAGUGACCUGUACAGCCAGAGAUGGGACAGGGAAUGAGAACAUCUGCAGGUUUUUAAUCGAUGUUAUUGUACGUCAAUGUCCCCAAGCAUUUGAGCCUCCUAUGUUUGGAACAAUGACUGGACCUUGUGACCUGUCACAUGGUUCUGUGUGUCACCUGACCUGUUUGGUUGGUUACUCUCUGGUUGGUUCGGCAGAAGCAAGCUGUGAGUUUAACGGCACAGAUAUGUACUGGAACACAGAGGAGGAACCUUACUGUCAAGUUAUUGGGUGUGACCCUCUGGUGCUAGACUCCAGCGUUUCUAUUUCUCCACCUUCCUGUGGGUCAUCUGAGAAAGUGCAUUCUGGGACAAAUUGCAUGCUUCAUUGUGAUCUUGACCUGACCCUAGUAGGGGGGCUUGAAUCUAUGACCUGCCUAGACUCUGGUCAGUGGAGCAGUGGUUUGGACGUUAGUGGUCAAUCAAGAUGUCUAGAUCUUGCAGCUCCGACACUCACUUCCUGUCCCUCCCAGCCCAUCAUGGCCGUGCGCACUGAAUUCUGGGGAGUUGAAGUGACCUUUGACCUUCCUGCAGCAGUAGAUAAUAUUGAUAAUGACCUCGGAGUGUCAACGUACCCCAUUGACCUCACUACACCUUACAACUUCACUGCUGACACCACUUGUAGUUUUACCUUCAGUGAUCAGUCAAACAACACAGCUUUGUGUGUGUUUCAAGUUUAUGUGACUAAUGAAGUUCAACCAGUCGUCCAGUUUUGCCCGCCGGAUCAAAACAUCACAACCUUGACUAAGAUGACAGAGGUCGAAUGGGAUGACCCUGUCUUCCUAGCUCCUCCAGGGAUUGAUAUCAUUGAGACCUGUAACUAUGGAAACAACCCCGCCCUAUUACCCUGGGGUCAUCAUGUGAUCCUUUAUCAAGCUAGUGAUAGCAGGAAUGGAUUGAAGGCUGAAUGUGAUAUCAAUGUGGAUAUCAAACCUGUUUCUUGUCAUAAUCUCCACAUCCCUGCACAUGGUGCACUGGCCUGUGAUGAUGGCUUUGCCUACGGGCGCUACUGUACCAUGGUUUGCAACGAGGGCUACGAUGUUCCCCGUUUGAGAUCGAUGGAAUCACCCAAGAAGCUCUUCAUCUGUGGCUCCUCUGGAGUUUGGUAUCCUCACGCUAAUGUUCCUGAUUGCUCUCAACGUCGCAAGCCCAGGCGUAUGAACCUUCCACUCAGCAUGAUGUAUUUUGAAGGAAAGUGUGGUGCGGGUGAGAACCAGACGAUUCAUGACAUCUCAGAGAAGUUUGUGAGCAUCAUCAGCAACACAAACUUUGCUGCAAUCUGCGCCAAGAACCAACUUUGCAAGGUCGACCAUAUCAGGGUGACGUGUGGACCAGGGAACGAUCGUCGAAAACGAGAUGUCAGCUCAGAGAGGCUGGGAGAGGAGACCAGAAGAAGUGGCAUCGCUGCGGUAUCCAUGGUCCUGAGUAUGGCAUUAGGUGAGGAUCAACAUGAUAGUAAUGAAAGCCAGGCAGAGAUCAUGUACAAACUGGCAAAACACAUCCAUCACCACACCAAGGAUAGUCUACUCGGUGGCAGCGGUGGGAUAUCUCAGGAACCAAGUGAAGAGAACCAAGCUGGUCCUCUAAAUGGUGGCAGGAGUGGGAUAUCUCAGGGACCAAGUGAAGAGAACCAAGCUGGUCCUCUAGAUGGUGGCAGCAGUGGGAUAUCUCAUGAAUCAAGUGAAGAGAAUCAAGCUGGUCCUCUAGAUGGUGGCAGCAGUGGGAUAUCUCAGGAACCAAGUGAAGAGAACCAAGUUGGUCCUCUAUAUGGUGGCAGGAGUGGGAUAUCUCAGGGACCAAGUGAAGAGAACCAAGCUGGUCCUCUUUAUGGUGUCAGGAGUGGGAUCGAAAGGACACCAAUUGAAGAGCAGCAGACUGCAGGCAUUGACUUUGGUCUAUGGUUUGAUGACCUUGUCUCUGAAUGCGACGAGGGGUAUAUUCCAGAUCACGAUCGCCAGACAUGCAUUGCUUGUCCUACUGGGCACUACUUCCAUCAAUCUUCCGGGGAAUGUGUUGAGUGUGAAAGGGGCUUUUAUCAAGAUGAGCAAGCUCAAAGCCAAUGCAAACCAUGUGUGGAUGGCACUUUUACAAGGGAAUGGGGAGCAAGGAGUACUGCUGACUGUGAAGUCCAAUGCACACCAGGCUACUAUUCUCCAUCUGGUUUUGCUCCAUGCAUCCCGUGUGGAGAAGGUCAGUUCUUACCGAUGAGAGGUCACAGCGGUUGUUUCAAUUGUCCUCCUGGACUCUCGUCUCUACGUGGAUCAGCAUCUCCUUGGGACUGUAAAGAACCCUUUCCGCCUGGUCAGUAGGGCCUACUCAUGCAUCGGCAGGAUACAAGCCAUGCCUGCCUUGUCGCCCUGGCACCUACCAACCUCACACAGAGCAGAAGACUUGCGAGGCCUGUCAAAAACAAAGCAGUGAAAGUGUUGAAGGGGCCCGGUCAAUUAGUAAAUGCACAUUACAUGGUUGAAUAAAAAAGGAAAUUAUUUUAAAUUUGCCAGAAUUGCAAAAGGAGUAAAUUGAGAUUAAGAUCAUCUGAUAGUGGGGAGCUGAAUAUUGCUUUUACUGUGUAAGCCUGAGAUGACUUGGACUAGAAUCUAUGAAAAAUGAGUUUUAUACAAAAGUCAAAUCAGACUGAAGAAUUACAGUAGAGUUUAUGUUUGUUGUACACAUCGAAUCGUAUUGCUCACCUUUGAUGUUCGAUAAAAUGCAUUUAUAUCAUACAUACACAGGUUUCUUCAAUGAAUGAAAGCACAUUUUAUGUUCAAAGAGUAAAGGAAGAGGUUAUAAUUGUUUAGAUCAACUUUAGUUUUCUUCUUUUGAUAUUUAUAUGUCAAAUAAUUCUGACAAAAUAUUGGUCCAGCGCCUUGUGCUAUGUUUACUAACAGUAUUAGGAAAGUUAUUUGAUAAUUUACAUUACAAGAAAAUCUUAAAGAUAUGAAUGUAUUCAGAUGAUGCUUUAGUUCAUCUUUUUUCUUGAAAGCAUUGUUUAGCCCUUUGAGCUUUUGUUGAAUAAUUUUGUGUCGGCUUGCAGGAAAUCAUUAGUUCUACAUCAGCAAACAUGCUGUGAUUUGUAUAGAAUACAUAGGCAAGGAAAAUAACUUUGCAGAUGUUACCGCCUUACCGUGCAUAUUGCAUUUACCUUGUACAUGUAGUAACAAAAGAAAGAAAAUGUUGAGAACAGGUCUGAUUUAUUAUAAAUUUAGCUUACCGUACUCAGAUGCCAGUUAAAUGAAAACAAUACUGAAUUGAGUUUACAGUAGUAUUGCAUGUCUUGUUUUUGUAUUGCUUGUACACAUAUGGAAGUAUCCAUAUCUUGUUCAAAGCAGGGUUUGGUUAUUACCCCGUUUUUUCAUUUACAAGCACAUUCAUGUAUAUGACUGUAUUAGUGUUUUGCAUUUUCUUAAAUGUAAUGCACAAAUAUUAGAUGGAUGAAGGUGUGUUUGCGAUAUAAUUAUUCUGUUUUGCAGGUCAAAUGAAGAAGAAGAAAGAAUGCAUAUUAAUGUAAAUUCAUAUAUUUUCAUGUCAUCAGCAAUUUAUCUUUGAAUAACAAAUAAUCUUGGUCAAUAAAUCAAAAGGAAAGCAAUUA